Molecule: messenger RNA, 1143 nt
Organism: Orussus abietinus
Lineage: Eukaryota; Metazoa; Arthropoda; Insecta; Hymenoptera; Orussidae
Product: short coiled-coil protein B
Exons: 4
Coding region: 269-697 (142 amino acids)
Cellular component (GO): trans-Golgi network
Source: RefSeq, a predicted model, not a curated record
AUCUCUGCUCUGCAACUCUCUGCGUCUAUCAGACUCAAGUUUAUCCGUGUCACACGGAUCAGUAUUUUAACUCAAUUUGGUGUUCAACGAGUUACUUAAUUUAAAAAGCUACAAAGCCCUAACCUGUUGAUAUAAUUGCACUGUUUUAUUAAUAAUUAAGUAUUUGGGAAGAGGCGGUGGUAGUCGUUAACAACUGGUCUAGUCCACUAAAUUAUUUAACCUUUUUGAAAUACUUGGAAUUAGUAUCCUGAUUUUAUACGAAGGAAGAAUGUCCGCUUCCAUGAUGUCCAAUGCAAAGCUUCAGGAUGAUAUGAAUAGUAUACCUUUGGCUGAUGACGAUCCCCAAGUGAUUAUCCCAGAAGAAGAAAUCCUUGACAAUGUGUCUAACACGUCAGAUGCGCUUGCUCGAGGCCGUAGUAUGGACUCGCUUCCUUCUACAUUUACCAAUGGAAGUAGCAGUCCCAAUAGUUUAGAUCCCGAUAUAAGCCCAGAUGAACAAGAAGAAAAAGCAAGGUUGAUAGCACAGGUUCUUGAACUUCAAAAUACUCUUGAUGAUUUGUCACAAAGAGUAGACAGUGUCAAGGAGGAGAACUUAAAGCUUCGCAGCGAAAAUCAAGUAUUGGGACAAUAUAUAGAAAAUUUAAUGUCAGCUUCGAGUGUGUUUCAAUCGACGAGCCCGAAAUCUAAAAAGAAGUGAAUUUCUAGCAUGACUCUAAAUGUAACUAUUAAUUGCAAGCUCUUUCGCAAUUUGGAAAAACAAAGCAAAAUGCAUAUUUUGCUUUAAACAAUUUUCUUUAGAAAAAUGUACAAUUCUGUCGUGAAAGUUUUUUAAUUGUAUUACCAAGCCUGGUAAAUGGUACAACUAUAAUUAUCUGGCUUAAAAUUCGUAAAUGUAAUUUUUACAAUAUUAUUCUCGAAGUGGAAAGAAGAAUAUGAUAUGCAUUUCUCAUAACUUAUUUUAUAGAAAAGGGGAUUGCGCUUCUUAGCUAUGCCACCCCGUCCAAGACUUUAUAUCUAUGUUUAAAGUAUACAUUACAUGAUUUUGUUGCCAAAGACUUCAGUUUCUUUUUCUCUUUUUAUAUAACUAUGCUUAAAUGCUUGAAACUAGUAGAUAGAAAGAGACAUAAAAAAUUAAAGUAGGGU